Messenger RNA from Columba livia (rock pigeon), 5448 nucleotides. RefSeq lists its product as uncharacterized. The record is from RefSeq and is a predicted model, not a curated record. NCBI's taxonomy places the organism in Eukaryota, Metazoa, Chordata, Aves, Columbiformes, Columbidae. The coding region runs from base 2934 to 3932 and encodes 332 amino acids. The transcript has 2 exons.
ACAAUAAGAAAGAUGGGGACAAACUUUUGAGCAGGGGCUGUUGUGACAGGACAAGGGGUGAUGGUUUAAACUAAAGGAGGGAGAUUCAGGCUGGACAUGAGGAGGAAUUGUUGCCCUGAGGGUGGUGAGAGCCUGGCCCAGGUUGGCCAGAGAGGGGGUAGAUGAACCAUCCCUGGAGACAUCCCAGGCCAGGCUGGACGGGGCUCUGAGCACCCUGAGCUGGUGAAGAUGUCCCUGCUCAUGGCAGGGGGGGCACUGGGGAGCUGCGGAGGUCCCUCCAACCCAAAAUACCCCAUGAUUCUAUAAUUUGGAGAGCCUGGCAGCGUUUGGUGUCUCACAGAGCUCACUCAGACUGCGUGCUGUCCCAGGUAUGGGAUGCAGAAACCCAGCGUGUCCCCAGCUGUCUCGCAAACGCCGUCACCGCCAAAAUCUCCCCGUAACCCACACGCAGCCGUGCCGGGGUGGGCAGCGGGUGACGGAGGGCGGUGGGGACGUGCCUGGCCUGCCGUGUGUGCUCCUCCACACGAAAUGAGCCCCAGCUCCAUCUCGCAGGAGCUGCGCUGGGCUGUGAGGCGGCUGCUGCUGCUUGUGCCUCCAUUUCAGCCGCUCAAGGUCCCUUCUGCAGUUAAUCUGCCCAGCCACAGCCUCCAUGGCUCCUGGCCCUGUUUCCAGGUGCCUUGGCCGCGUUCGGUACAGGACCCGGUUGUGCCAGGUGUAUUUGUCUUGCCGGUCUAUGGAGAGCAACAAAAGGAUCCAUCCUCCCUGCUCCUCGUCCCUGUUUUUACCAUGAGCUUUGCUCUGCCAAAUUCCCUUGGCUUCUUAGAGACACCCGUGCGCUCGCUCCGCAGCGCUGUGCCGUUCUUGGCUGACAAUAGUCCCUGGCUGCAAAACCUCAUUAGAUUAAUUGGCCUUGCCAGCUUCUGAACAAGCAAGCCCUUUAGUCGUGCUGGGGCGCGGAGGGCAGGGGAAGGAGGGACCGCCUGGGCUUCCACCUGCCCUGGUGCUGCUCUCGGAUUCAUCUCAGACCCGGGAGGAGCAGCCGGUGCCCCCAGCUCCCUUGUCUGUGGUCAGCACUGCUUUUUUGGGGUGCACGCUGGCAUGUAGCCCUGUGCUUUUGGGGUCCCAGCCCUUGAGAGUCAUCUGUGGGAACUGGGUGUGGGGGGAUGCGUUGGUGAGUGUCAUGCUGGUUUACCCCCUAAAAGAUGAAGAAAUCUCAGUCUCAGCUCCCCCUUUCUGAGUCCCCUGCAUCAUCCUUCACCUCCACAAGCAACCUGGGGAAUGUUCCUGGAGACCCAUGGAGCCGGGGAAAGCUCCUGGAGACCCAUGGAGCAGUGGGGAGCUCCUGGAGACCCAUGAAGCCAGGGAAAGCUCCUGGAGACCCAUGGAGCUGGGCAGAGCUUCUAUAGACCCAGCAGCCUCCCCUCUGCUGCUGCUCCCCACCCUGGGCUUAGCUCGGUGCAGGGAGGAGAAGCCCAGCAGCAAGAUCAAUCGUGUGUCAGCGCUUUGGAGCCCGAGCCCUUUCCGUGCGCAGCGCUGUGCUGCGGAGGAGCUGCCGCAGCUGGGGGAGCGUCCCCAGGCUCUGCUGUGCCUUGGCACCCCGGCCUCGGCCCAGCCUUUGAUGUGCUCGUCUGUCUGUCUCCUCCACGGGGCUGGGCACCAGAUCACAGCUGCCCGCUCUCCGGCUUCACAGGAGCCCCUGUCUCCAAAGACCUAUUUAAUUUUCUCCUUCAAGGUGGUGUUAGCAACACCCAGAAGAUGCUGCCGGCUUUGCCUUGGACGAGUGGGCUGCGUGUCCUUUCCACCACUGACGUCAGCUUCUCUCCUUUAAUUCCCCCUCUGGGACCAGAGCGAGUGCAGGCGCUGCCAGCUCCCAUCAGCGUUAACAGCCUGCUGCUCCCAGUGUGUGGCACCGCUCCGCGCUGCCAAUGUCACCCCCGACUCGCGCUGCCGUCCUUCGCCAAGCAUCCACGGGCGCUGGGAGAGCACAACCCUCCUCCAAAUCCCCGCCAAGGGCCCGCUGCCAGCCCAGAGCCCCCAUUUCUUGCAUGUAGGUGUGCUGAGAUGGCAGCUCAGCCCGUGUAGAAAUGGCUGACUGCUUCUCUCUCGCUUUCUGCCUUCUCUUUUUUCCCCUCCUCCCUUGCUUUGCUGUUGCCUACGCGGGUGUGUGGGGAAGGCGAGCGGCUCCCGUGCUGCGGAUGGCUUUAUCUGUAACUCUUCCAUCUGCUCACAGCAGCUCACAAAUAACCACGGGGUGCCAGAGGAAUUAUGGAUUUGGAGCUCAAGUUUCUGCAGUCUGGCAGGGCAGCCGCUCUGCGCUGGGCUCAGCCGCUCCGCAAAGGCCAGUGCCUGCAUGUGGAGGGCUUAAGGCAGCCGGGGCCGUCGGCCGGGGCCAAAUUCCCCUCCCCAUCGCCGAAUCCAGGCCAGGGCACGUCAGACAAAGCCCCAGCCCCGCGCCAGCGUGGGCACCCGGUCGUGGGAGCAGCGGGUGCUGCCGCCCCUGCACCCGGCCAGGCAGCACAGGGCUUGCGCAGCGAAGCCGCCCCCGGCGCCGGGUGUUGCUGCGGGGAUGGAAUGGGUGCUGCAGGGAGGGAAACGCUUUCCGCCGUCCCGGGUGCCGAGUCCCACCCCACGCAGCGCUGUCGGCCGGGCUCUCCGCCCCGGGAAGCGCCGCUGAUGGCUCCCAGAGCCACGCUCCGGUGGUGGCCGGGGACGAUGCUCCGGAGCCGCACCGGGAAAUGCCUCCUGCUGCCUUCAGCAUUUGGUAAAACGCUUACGAGCGGGGCCGCGUUUUCAUUUCCUGCCUGUUCCCGCUUCCAAGGAAACAAAAUCCCCCAAGCCAGGGCUGAGGUUUCUCAUUUAAAUGUAACCCAGGCCGAGAACCAGAGCGGCCCAGCCCUCCCCAUGGCGCGGCCGCCCGCGGUGACACAGGGGGGAUGUUGGAGCUCGUGCUCCCUACCAGGAUGCACCAUGACGGGUACCCCAGUACGUCACCAUUACAGAUAUCCCGGUACAUCCCUGGGAGCAGAGACCCAUGGCUGGGCUGCCGUGUGGGCAAUGGCAGCUCUCGGCUCUGCCCCAGGUGGGUCUGUUGGGGUUCAAGCUGCUGGCGGGUGAUUUUUGGGGGUGGCAUUAACCCCUCUUCAUCCUCCAAGCUGGCAAAGCCCCCCCUGUUUUCAGCACCAGGGGGAGGGCAGGAACCAGCUCUGGCUUUGCUGCGGUUGCUGCCAGUGCUGCUGCCCCGUGUCCCCGCUCCCGGCAAGGUGACAAAGGGCAGGCGCUUGGAGCCGCAGCCGAGCCCGGGGGCUGCCCAAGGCAGACAAGGGCAGCAAAACCUGCCCGGAGCCCCGUGUCCCCCCCGUGGCACAGGCUUUGAAGGCAAGAGGCUGUUUGCGGCUUCCAACAUCUGCUGGGAGCCGCAGUGCUGGGCAGGGGGAGGGCUGGGCUGGCCAGAUGUGUGCGCACAGCUGGGUGAUGGUGUUCCCACGCCUUUAUCCCACUCGCAGCCUCUGAGCUCAUGUUUUAACCCCAAAACCGGGCCCUCGGUCCCCCCUGCGCGUCGGCGGUGUGGGGGCGGCUGCUCGGCACUCGGGCGCCUUCUUGGAUGGAUUCAGCGGGUUUUUAUACCUCUGAUUUCUGCAUCUUUCUCCCCCAAAAAGGGAGCGGGCUGGGCACUGCUGCGGCCGUUCAUCCCCUUGCUCGGUGCCACCUGCUCUGUCCCCAAAGUCCUGGAGCAGCCGGGAGCAUCUCGGGACUCACUGGCUCCCGUUUCCCCCUCCAUCCCGGCAGGACCAGUCAGGCACAGGGGAGGUGGCAGGGACCCCAGGGAGCAGGAGGGACCGGCCGGGCUUGCCCACCAUGGAGGAGCAAAGCGACUGCGGCUGCUCCCUCUGAAAUCAUCAGCAGGGGAGGCACGGGGAGAGAAAAGCUGUUGAAGCUGCUGCACAAUGUUGACAGAACCACCAGGUACCAACAACCAGUGAGUAACACGGGACUGGGAACUGCAGGAUUUUCCACUGCUGGGUGGUGGGCUCAGGAACCACCCCCAGGCUGAGGGAUGGAGGUUGGAUGUCCUCAACCCCUGAGCUCUGCUCCUUUCCCUCUGGGUCAGCCUCAGUGGGGACAAGUGGAGCCCCAGAUCCCCAGCCCUGUCCCCGGCCCCGGGAGAGCAGCAGGCGCUGGUCCGCGGCCCUUCAGCCCCAUGUCCCCUCCACACCGGCUGCCACCGCCCCCGCGGCGCUCAGCCCAGCCGGAGGCACAAAGCGAUCUUAGUAUUUCCUCUGCGACAAACGGCACCAACCUGCGGCUGCACCAGGAACACGGGCCCGGGGGGACACGGACCCUCGGGGGGGCACAGCACCCUGCACCAGCACAGCAUCCUGCACCAGCACAGCACCCUGAACCACCACUGCAUCCAGUACCAGCACAGCAUCCAGUACCAGCACAGCAUCCUGCACCAGCACAGCACCCUGAACCACCACUGCAUCUAGUACCAGCACAGCAUCCUGCACCAGCACAGCAUCCUGCACCAACACAGCACCCUGCACCAGCACAGCAUCCUGCACCACCACAGCAUCCUGCACCAGCACAGCACCCUGCACCAGCACAGCAUGCUGCACCAACACAGCACCCUGAACCAGCACAGCAUCCUGCACCAACACAGCACCCUGAACCACCACUACAUCCAGUACCAGCACAGCAUCCUGCACCAGCACAGCACCCUGCACCAGCACAGCAUCCUGCACCAACACAGCACCCUGCACAGCUCAGCACCCUGCACAGCUCAGCACCCUGCACAGCGCAGCGCCCGGCCGUGCUGCGGCUGCUCUUCAGCCCCGGGCGCUGCCACAUCCCGACGUGGCUGCGGAGGCACAAAUGCCCGUGGGAAACCUGCUGCUCCGUGCCCGGGCCGGGCGGGGCACGGGGGCUCUCGGGGCGCAGAGCUCUGCCACCGCAGGGGAUGAGCUGCCCUAAUUAGCUUUGCCAUCGUUAACCCUGCUGUCUCUGCGACCAGCGCUGCAUGCGGAGCAGGCAGCAACGAUGGGCGUCCCGUCGGAUCUGAGCGGUGGCUUUUGGACCACGGGCACCUCAAUUUGGGGGUCCUGGGGAGAACUCCCACCCCCUCAUGCCACCCCCCCAGGGUGCUGCCUGUCACCUGCCUGUGACAAAGGCAGCAAUAGCAGCACAAGGGGCUGCAGCCCUUCUGUCUGCUGGGAGGAUGUGGAUGAAGAUGAGGAUGAGGAUGGUGGGCGCCCUCGGUGCUGCUCCCCCCGCGGGGCCGGCUCCUGCUAACAGGAUCUGAUGGGUGGGGGCCACGCUGUCGCUCGGAAUUUCGUAACCGGGCGCGGGGAAGCGGAGCGGGGAGAAGGUCCUGCCUGGACUCGGGGUCCUCAACCUGUCCCCGCAUGGCCCCAACCCACCCCCAGCAACAACCAGUCGCACCUCGUAUCA